Molecule: messenger RNA, 3148 nt
Organism: Doryrhamphus excisus (bluestripe pipefish)
Lineage: Eukaryota; Metazoa; Chordata; Actinopteri; Syngnathiformes; Syngnathidae
Product: solute carrier family 46 member 2-like
Biological process (GO): transmembrane transport
Cellular component (GO): membrane
Molecular function (GO): transmembrane transporter activity
Source: RefSeq, a predicted model, not a curated record
AAAGGCGUGGUUAUGCUACGCCACAGGUGUUGGAGGGAGGAGCGGAACCUGACAGGCCAAGUUCACUGUACAUGGAGGGUGGAUAAAGGCUGCACUUGACAGCCAUCGCUCACUGAGUCAUCAAUAUGCACUGCGACCACUCGCUAUGGGGAAUUCAACUGGUGGCAACUGGUGUUCAACUGGGGAACUCUUUCUUCUUGACUGUUCUUCCAAUUGUAGUUAAGGAGCGAUACAUCAUAGCCUCCAACUCCACAAAGAUGGAGGACAACUGGCAGAUCUCCGUGUCCAGCUUCUUCAUGACUUACAGGGUGCUGUGUCAACUGGUUCCCAUCCUUCCAGGCUUUUUUCUGGCAUGGCUUGGCGACAUGGGAUGGAGGAAAAGCCCCAUCGCGGUCCCACUGCUGGGUCUCAUUCUGUCCAGGCUUGUGCUGCUGCUCAUGUUGAUACUGGACUGGCCUCUUGAGGUCUUGUGGGUGGAGGUGAUCAUCACUGCAUUGUGUGGCGGUUCCACUGUGUUCUGGAGUGGAAUCAUGACAUUGUUGUCUCUGAGCUCCACAGGACAGGAUCGGUCCAAACUUUUAAUGAGAGCAGAACUUAUCAAUGGAAUAUCCGGUGUUGUUGGCUGUAUGACAGGUGGACACUUGUAUGAUUUAUCCAGUCCGACCCUGAAGCCAGGUGCCAUUACCUUGCUGGUGUGUUUGCUGCUUCAUGCCUUCUGCAUGGUCUACAUUAUCUUCUUCUUGCAGGUAAAAGCACUGUGUGACACCGAAAGCUUGCAAAAACUCAGCAACGCCAGCCCAUCUUCCCAUCCACACGUAGCCAACAUAGUUCUGCUAUGGGUGGCGGGGAUCCUCUACAAUGCUGUGGAUUCCUCGACAAGGAACAUUCUGGUCUUGUUUCAGCUGAUGGAGCCUCUCCACUGGAAUGUGACCCAGGUUGGUUAUGGGAAUGCCGCUGGCUUCCUUGUUAUGCUGUCAAGCUUCCUGAGUACAGUGAUCUUAUCAAGGUGGUUCAGCGAUCGCACGCUCAUCACCAUCGGCCUGAUCUCCAAUGCAGCUGGCAUGCUUCUCAUGGCCUUUGUCACCACUACAUACAUGUUCUUCUUAGCCCGUGCUCUGACCCUCUUCUCUCUGAUGCCCGUUGUCCUGAUCUGUUCUCAACUGUCCCAGCAGGUGCACAGUUCUUCAUAUGGUAAAGUCCUCACCUCACUGCAGAUUUCUUUGAAAGUCUCCAGUGCGGGUUCUAACCUUCUCUACGCCAAGAUUUACCAGCAGACUCUCGGUUGGUUUCCUGGUUUUGUACUAAUGCUCUCCAGCAUUAUGUCCACCCUGACGAUCGUACCAAUAAGGAUAUUUGACAGUAAACUGUCUGCUAGAUGCACCUACCAGACCACUGUAGAUGAAGCUCAAGAUCACCUGUUAGCUCUGGUAAACACUGAAGACAAACCCUUCUGCAAGGAGUGUGCAUGUAGUCCGCUGGUCAAUGAUAGACUUGAGUAAAAAAAUGGCUACUUAUCCUGUGGGAUAAGGAUUCCCAUUACUUCGACCUAAGUCAUCAUCAUCUUUCUCCUAUAUUUAACAGAAUAUUUAUUAACAAUUCUCAACAGGUUGACCUGUAUGAGUCAAAACCAAUGUCAAAAUAAGUUCAUUCAUAACCAUUGUACUGCAUUUCAUAAAUAUGUACCAGCCAUGAGGUACUGCAGUAUCAGAUAUACUCUGUGUGUGUUCGCUAAUAUGAUUUGGGUAAGACAGUUAUAUGGUAGGGCGGCACGGCGGUCUAGUGGUUAGGAGACCUGGGUUCAAUUCCACCCUCCGGUUUCCUCCCACAUUCCAAAAACAUGCUAGGUUAAUUGGCGACUCCAAAUUGUCUAUAGGUAUGAAUGUGAGUGUGAAUGGUUGUUUGUCUAUAUGUGCCCUGUGAUUGGCUGGCGACCAGUCCAACCCCGCCUCUCGCCCGAAGCCAGCUGGGAUAGGCUCCAGCACCCCCCGCGACCCUCGUGAGGAAAAGCGGUAGAAAAUGAAUGAAUGAAUGAAUGAGUUAUACGGUAUCCAUUAGGAGCAAUUUAGAUCAAAAAGUAGAAGUAGCAGAUUUACCCGGGUAUAAGACAUUUUUUCCCCCACAGAAAAAAAAUAAAAAAACAUAUUUUUCAGGGUUGAUAGUUUUACAUGCUAACCAACAGCGGGGCCCAAAAAAACACAUCAGUGUGUUUCUUCUACUCACACAAACUGUCACAGUAACCGGAAGAAAUGCAGUCCUGCUCAAAAAAGUGCCUUCAGGUUUGGCAAGUUAGCAAGCAGCAGCUAUGAUGCCAAUUUUAAGAUAAUGCACUUUUUGUUAUGUCGGACGUUAAAAACUUUUUCUUUUUUUGUCCUUGAUUUUGGCGUUCAAGGGGACCUAUUAUGCUAAUUUUUACAGCCCUUUGUAUUGAGUUGUGGACUCCUAUAGAGCAACGACACACGAUAACCAUGGAAAGCGUUCUAGUUCUUCCAGAAUCUGCACCUAUUCAGCUGUAUUUCUUUGUUUUUUUUUUACGAGAAUACAACAUUGUAACAUUUAUACGUAUGUCAGAAAAGUGGAAAAAGCAUAAUAGCUACCUCAUACUCUUGUAUCUAUUCCAUAUUUUACACAUUUGUAGUGUUUGCACAAUUUUGUGUUCAUUGUACAUAUGAACCUCCAUCCGAGCUUGGAUGUAGUUUAUCUUCUGUUGCCUCCAUGUUAAGCCCUUUGAGGCUCUUUUGUGAUGAAGGGCAAUAUACAGUAAAUAAAUCUGACUUGACUACAUAUUGUAAAUACUAGUAAACUAGUCAUUUAUGAAUGAAACAGCUCUUAGAGGCGGAUCUUUGAAGUGAACGUCGUUUUUACUGGUCACUUUUCUGCUUGUGUUCUGUUUCUGUUUUUCUGAAAUAUUUUGUUUCCGAAUGCCAAUGCCAAUCUUAAUGAAAGACUAGCAAAAAUUGUUACCUGGAUGCUGUUUUUCUUUUAGUUUUGCACAUUUUAACUUGUACUGGGUUGUGUAAUGUUUUGUUUCAUUGUAAAUAGAGAUUUACAAGUAAUACACAAUUUUUGCAGUCUGUUCCAUGUUGAGUAUACUGUAUAAAUGAAGCCAAAUGUUGUGGUGGCGCUGCUCUGCUGCCUCCUAUCUGCUCCC